AUGAAGAACAUAUUUUUUGUUUUUGCGAUACUUUUAAGCAAUGAAGGUGCUUUUACUGCAAGCUUGCGUCCAGAUCCAAGUGUUAACCUUAAAACAUUGGUAAAUAAUUAUGGUUAUGCGGUUGAGGUUCAUCAUGUGAUAACUGAAGAUGGAUAUAUUUUGGAAUUACAUCGAAUUCCUGGAGUGAUCAAUAAAACAUUUAGUGAAAGAAAAAAGAAAAAAGUGGUUCUAUUGUUACAUGGCCUCCUUGGUUCUUCAGCUACUUGGCUUGUUACGGGACCCAAACGAUCACUAGCUCUUAUUUUAGUUAAUAAAGGCUAUGAUGUCUGGUUGUUGAACAAUCGUGGAAGCACUUACAGUAGAAAACACGUGUCAAAAUUAGAAACAAGUAACAGAUUUUGGGACUUCAGCUGGCACGAAAUGGGGAUUUACGACUUGCCAACUACAAUAAAUUACGUUUUGAAUAAUACAAAUCAAAGGAACCUUAAUUUGGGCUGUUUUUCUCAAGGGUGUACUCAGACUUGUGUUAUGGGAUCUCUAAAACCCGAAUAUAAUAAAAAAAUCAAAUUUGUACUGGCGUUGGCUCCUGCUGUUUUUUGGACGUAUGUAGGAGGCAUAGUACGUUCAUUAAUACCAUUCACUAGGAAAAUGGUGAGUCUCUUCGAGAGAGUGGGAUAUCAUCAACUUUUUCCAGCCUUUACUCAACAUCGAAUUUUCCCAAGUUCUGUUUGCAGUGCGAAAAGCAUAAUUCAGCCUGCUUGCAUUUCCGCUAUAUUUUCAAUUAUCGGCAUUGGAUAUGAACAAUUGGAUCGGGCUAACCUGGAACAUUUUCUAAAGUAUGAGCCUGCUAGCGCUUCAAAUAAGCAACUGUUGCAUUACGCACUUGGAGCCUAUUAUCCUGGAACUUUUAGACUUUUUGAUUAUGGUUCCGAAAAAAACUUACAGUUGUAUCGUUCAAUCACACCACCGGACUAUCCCCUGGAAAACGUUAAUAUUCCAUUUGCUAUUUAUCACGGUCAAAAUGAUGUAUUAGUGGACCCCAAGGAUAUAGGUUUACUUAAACGAAGACUUCCGAAUAUCGUCGAUGCUUAUCUCAUACCUGGAAAAUUAAAUCAUUAUGAUUUAAUGAUGGGCCUGAAUAUUAACAAACUUUGCUAUGAACGUGCCGUGGCAUUAAUGGAAAAAUAUAAUUAA
This is a messenger RNA of Belonocnema kinseyi, 1194 nucleotides long. Its product is annotated as lipase 3-like. The record is from RefSeq and is a predicted model, not a curated record. The coding region runs from base 1 to 1194 and encodes 397 amino acids. The transcript has 8 exons. NCBI's taxonomy places the organism in Eukaryota, Metazoa, Arthropoda, Insecta, Hymenoptera, Cynipidae. Gene Ontology annotation, biological process: lipid metabolic process. Gene Ontology annotation, molecular function: hydrolase activity, acting on ester bonds.